UAUGCCAGCCACAGAGUUGACAAAUUAUGGCUUUCAUGCCGAAUAUAACUCUUCUACUAGCGCUGAUGAACUUUUCGUUAAACAUAGUAUCCCAGAAUUACGUGCUCUCGAGAAAAGAACAAGAUCUGAUAUUGAGGAAAAAAAACAGGAAUUAAGGCUUAUGGUUGGUGAACGGUAUCGUGAUUUGAUCGAUGCGGCUGAUAGUAUAGUUAACAUGCGUCAUUGUGCUUUAUCCAUUCAAGAAGAAUUACAUCACAUGCAAGAUUCUUGUGAUGUUCAAGCUCUGAAACGCACUGUUAAAGCUCAAAUAAAUGAAGACAAGAAGGGAACAAAAGAUGAAAAGAAACAUCACCUAUAUUCAUCAGCUGCGCAAAUCAAAUUAUUGGUCGACGUUCCAGAGCAGAUUUGGCGAUCUUUAGAAAGCCAUAAAUAUUUAAAUGCUAGUCGUUUAUACCUUAUUGCCAAGUUGGUGUACAAAAAUCUUCAAGCUCACAAUGAAGAUUCUCCUUUUAAUGUGUCGGUGACAUUUCCGGUUGUUCAACGUCAAUGGGAUGCUGUUAGUCACUUUAAAGCUCAAAUCCUUCAAAAAGCCACACUGUAUCUAAAAGUCAUUGAACAAUCUGAACAGAGUCUGGCAGAAACACUUUGUGCAAUAAUGUUGUUGGACGAUGUAACAAAAAAAGAUGUAUUUCGUAAAUGUCUUGAUAUGCGAACAUCAGCAUUGAUACAAAUUUUAGCAAAUUCUGAAACAAAAGACACAAAAUCAAUGGUGGAACUGUUUAAGGAAAUGAUUCGUCUUAUUAGAGGCACUGUUUAUCAUGUUGGAUCUGUUUUCAUUAGCGCAGACAAUGAACAAUCACUAUUUGAAUCAUAUCUGCAUCAAUUACAGCAAGGAUUCACAGUUUAUGAGGAUUCAGCACAGCCAUCUCCCGCCUUGGUUUCACCACGUGAUUCAAAAGCUUCCUUAACCCGUCUGUAUUCUCCUUCAACAAAUAUACACCUACUUGUACGUUACCUUCCCGAAUCAAUUCAAACUUUUACUCCUUUUUUACAUGUGUCUGGUACUCGUGGUCAACUUUCUCAAGAAGAUAUUACAACGCGAAUGAAUUUAUGGAUAGAUCAAAUCAUUGAACAAUUUCAUGAAAAACUUGAUGCUUUGUUAUCAAAAGUACCUUGUGCAAAAGAGUUACAUGAAUUACGAAGAAUAAUUUGGGAAAUCUUAAAAGAGGAUGAAUGCGUUAAAUAUGAAGACCAAUCUUCGUCUAAAAAGUUUCCAAGCAACGUUCAUAGAACUAGUUUGGGGUUUGAAUUAAAUCUACAAAAGACAAUUUUGUCUUGGUAUCUUAUAUGUCAUCUUGUUUUUCACAAACCUUUUUCUAUUUGGAAUGAUUUAUUAAGGAAUGGUUUCAACAAACGAUUCAAAGACAUUAUAAUAUCAUCAUUUGCUGAAUUAUCUAACCAACCAGAGAAGUUGCUUAAAAACCGGCUGUACAAACUUAAAGAUCCUAAUAAUGAAGAACGGCAUCUUGGAAACUUUAUCUGGGCGCAUGGGUCCAUAUUUUUUAGUUCAAAGCCUCACGACAGUACUGAAUCAGUUUUCAAAAGUCGAAUAGAACUCCUUGUAUCUGGACAAACACCCUUUGUUAACGAUGCUAAAGUAGCAUUUGACAAAAAUUUAAAAUAUAUUAAGGAUGAUAUGGAACCAGUAUUUACUUUAUCGGAGAACCGCGUUAAUGAUUUAUUUCUAGAUAAAUCUGCUGGAGACGAUUUGUUUAAUGCCAAUAGUGAUACGGAGGAUUUGUCCAUGUUCUUUCAAGAAACAAUUGUAAGCUCUAUUACGUCUUAUUGCGAUCAACUUGAUAGUUUAUUGGAAGAGGUUGGUACAAAUGUUAAAAAUGAAGAUUCUCGAACUGUGGCAUCUACUGAACUACCCGUGCUUUUACAAUUAGUAUUCGUCAAAGAGAAAGCAAAUCAAUCCAAUAGUCGUCUUUCAUCGUCAUUAUUAGAUCCACGUUUAGUAAAUUUACGCCAGAUCUUAAUGGAUGUAUAUUUUACGGCUCACCAGCCAUGGAUUAAAUGGGUCACUUAUAAUGUGCAAACUGGUAUUUCUGAAAUGUUAUCUAAUACUCAUUGGGAUGAAACUGAUGUGCAAACAUUAGUUUGGGAAGAAGUAACUAUACAAAAUCCGGAGCAGAGCCAAGAAGGUAAUAAAAUGAGGUUGCCUUCACAGCCAUCAAACAUACUUAUGAAGUGCUUAUUUGAUAUUUGUCGAGAAAUAAAUCGUGUUGGCAGUCCAACGUUACAUGAAUUUGUUUCCGAUGCAGAUCAAUUCACAAAUGUUUCUGAAAAAAGUGCUAUACAAUUAUUAUAUGAUAUUAAAUUUUUGAAAAAAAUUUUUGAAUAUUGUUGGUCAUCGAAUAUGGUUAACAAUAAUGAUGAUAUUCAAGCAUGCAAGCAAAGAGAACAAAUGAUAAAUCAAAUUUUGGAAGCCAUUAGAUUUAAAAUUGAUCCAAUAGAUUUCGAAAUAUUUAAACCAUUUCUUGAUAAGAAUGUUGAAAGACAUUAUACUAGGAGUUCAAUUAUGUUAGGACUUUUAAUUCAAUUGAAUCCAAAGAUUACUGAUAUACGCCGUAAAGGAGUUGCACUUCAAGACUAUCAUAACAUAUUGGCUGUAGCACCACAAGCUGCCAGAUUUACUUUAUUACCAAUUGGUUAUAAA
Messenger RNA from Cetraspora pellucida, 2719 nucleotides. Lineage: Eukaryota; Fungi; Glomeromycota; Glomeromycetes; Diversisporales; Gigasporaceae. The record is from the annotation of a GenBank genome assembly.